Trichoderma gamsii is the source of this 3051-nucleotide messenger RNA. RefSeq lists its product as hypothetical. Bases 1 to 3051 code for a protein of 1016 amino acids. The record is from RefSeq and is a predicted model, not a curated record. Gene Ontology annotation, molecular function: protein binding. The transcript is spliced from 3 exons. Lineage: Eukaryota; Fungi; Ascomycota; Sordariomycetes; Hypocreales; Hypocreaceae.
AUGAACCGGGGCUUCGAGGCCGUGUCUGAAGACACCUCAAAUCUCGGACAUGUCGCGCUGGCAUGCCAGAUACAUCUACAAGAGCUAUUGAAGGAAGGGGAAUCUCAAGAGGAUGCUACUAAAGCUGGAGAAGGGUACAUGUACUGGGCCUCUCGUCAAUCUGCCGAAUUUAACCUAUGGUGCACCAAAGUUGGAGUCUACGGCGAGGGUCUGAGAGCCAUUGAUGUGAGAUUAAAGGAUAUACCAGGGAUUUUUGAGCUUCUAACGCAGCUCCUUCAGUCGCUGGAACAUGACCUUGCAGAACUGCGACAACCCGACAAAGAACCCGAACAUGCGCUCAACGACCAUGAUGGUUUAGGUGAUGAUUCUCAGUCAGAUUCAUCAUCUCUCUCCUUCAUGUCUCUCUCCUCUUCUGAAAAGUCGGAGGCAGAGGCGGAGGCAAAGGGCGUCAUCGAGAAUGCCCUUUCAGCGUCUGAGAAACGCCAUGCAGCGUUACGAACACAUGUCGAAGACACAAUCGAUCGACUACAUGGCCACGCACUACAAAUUGACCGCGCGGGAGCCAAACACCGACGGGAGCGGAUAGAAGUUUAUCGACAGAAAGAAGCCCCCAAAUGGGCUUAUGAAGCGUACAAGGAACUCGCAAACCGAGCAGCUAAAAGUUACUUUCCGUCCGCGUCUGAGACAUUUCGACAGAGAAUAGGGGAAUCGUUCGCUAGGCGCAGAAUUCGCUUCGAUUACCUCGCGGAGCACCAAAAGAAGAGAGCCGUUGGAGCGACUGUUCAUCAGCCGCAACCCUCACCUGUCAAAGUUCCAUCUGCUAAAGGCACCGAUGAGCCAGCGCAUGUAUUCAACACAAAGGAAGACGAUGCAGAUGCAUUCAGUCAACGUGUCUCACAUGAUCAGUACACCGUCUAUUCAGCUACCGUGAAUACCAAACUCGAUAUACAGCCUCAGCCAAGGCACCAAGAACGCGCAGAGAGCGUGGCCUCUGUAGCGCUGCGGCAUCCCGGAUUCCCGCCACCUCCUAAACUCUGUGGCGAUAGUUUUCAGUGUCCAUAUUGUCGACUGGAUUUUCGUGCCCAUGAGGCAGGGAAAGAGCGCUGGAGCCAGCAUGUCAUUCAAGAUUUCGAGCCGUAUUUCUGCACCUUGGAGAAAUGUAAAGCGCCAUUUGAUGUACCCAACUCUUUUGAUGGCCUGUUAGAUCACUUGCAGAGCCAUCUCGAAGAGCGAUACCAUAUCGAUAUGCCAGACGGGAAGCACGAGGAGUUUGAUGAAACAGAGUUUGAACGUCAUCUUGCACGGCACGGAGAAAUGUCCGCUGAAAUGGAAUCUAUCAUGAAGAAAGCGAGUCGACGCAAAGGCCCGUUCUUGUUUGACAGCUGCCCUUUCUGUGGGGGCUAUCCCGAUGUUAUUGAAAAGCUCUUCCCAGACUCGGAUACUCUAGAGGCUCAAAAGGCGUUGCGAAAACACAUUAAACAGCAUAUGCAGGAUAUCGCCCUUUUCCUUCCUCCGUACCGAGAGGAUAUCUUGGACGAAGACGACGACCUCAAAAGCUUUGCUGUCACGGGCCAAAGUGCCAACAUUGAAGACAUCGAAGGUCUAGGGGAGUUUCCGGAGAUUUGUGACCAAAAAGACUGUGAUUGCAAAAGUCGAGGAAGAAGUAUCACAGAUGUUUUGACAGAUGUAUCGAUUACAGUAACGCCGGAAGACAUGGACACCCAGGUAUAUAUUCCAACACUGACACUCCCAUAUGAUACAGACCCGGAUCUCUGGAAGGAGCUGUUUCCCACUUCUGCUGUAUACGAUAGCUCCCCGGUGCCAGAUGAGUAUUUUAUCGGAGACGAGCAUCUUCGAUCGUUCAUCGCAUCGCUUUCACCACAAUCUCACGAUAUUUCACCAUCGAUAUCUAAAAUAGCCGAGGCUCUUAGUGCAUAUAACCCGAUUGAGGAUUCACAGGCUUUCCAAGAUUGUAUGAGAUCGCUAGCCGUUCCAGAGAUAGACACGGAGAUUAGCCACUUCCAUCCCAUCACGAAGAUCACAGGCGAGUGGGUAUUUGAGCGCAAGGAAUAUUUGGACUGGGUUGCUGGUCACCAUACGCUGCUCUGGAUAAACGGUAGACCGGGUUCAGGAAAAACCUCGUUACUAAACCGUCUUCUUGCAAAACAUCGAAAUAAGACCAAUUCUGGAACCAGCGAUAUUGUCCUCUCUUUUAACUUCAGACGCGAUGGCGAUGAGCUCCAAAAGGCUCGGCACGACCUUUACCAGUCUCUUCUCUAUCAAGUUCUCGAGCAGGCCCCCGAUACAUUACCUGAACUUAUUAGAACCUUCGAACAGAGAUGCAAGCAAAGCAGAGAAACAGGUGAACCAUGGCACUGGGACCCAGAUGUGCUGCGGCUAUUCUUUGUAAUAGCUGUUUCAAGAAUCUGCCAGUCUGACAGUAUCUGGUUGUUUCUUGACGCUCUGGAAGUAUGCAGUCAAGAGAAUGUCGUCUGUCUUACUGAAGAACUCGAGGCUUUAAUCCCCCCCUCAUCUGCCAGCUCGAAAAAGGCCCAUGUGUGCCUGACCGGUCAUAGUCAUAUGCACUUGGAUCCAAACAUUUCCUUGCAAAUAUAUCCCGAGAACGAGAACCAAGGUGAUAUGGUAAUGCACAUACGGGAUCAAAUUUCUGAAGCUACACUGCGCGCAACUAAUAUUUUGCCAAUCAUUAUUAAGAAAGCUAAUGGAGUCUUUACACUGGCGAUUCUUUUCGUGGAAAAAGUGCUAGAACUUGAGCGAAAACAAGUCUCGGCGCAAGUCAUCGAAGAAGAAUUAGAAUAUAUCGGCUCGGCCAUCGAGCUAUAUCACAAUCUCAUUGCAAGACGUCGACCACUUUCAUGGUCUCUAAGGACCUUAUACACCAUAGAUGAGGCCAUAACCCAACUGCUUAUUGAUGAGGAUGCAGAGACUUGGUUCAAACAAACACUCGGCCAGACGCCCCUAUUAUGGGCUAUGGAAAGGGGAUAUGAAGUGGCAGCUAACAUGUUGCUUGAUAAAGGCGCCGAAAUGUAA